Messenger RNA from Funneliformis mosseae, 885 nucleotides. The record is from the annotation of a GenBank genome assembly. NCBI's taxonomy places the organism in Eukaryota, Fungi, Glomeromycota, Glomeromycetes, Glomerales, Glomeraceae.
AAUGAUUUAACUAAGGACUAUGAUGAUCAAAAUCAUCGGACUUGCACAGGUGGAAAACAAAAUAGAAGUACGGAAACCUUUUUCCCUAGAAUAUCUUUGGAUCCUUCAGAAUGUUCUGAUGUCCGGAAAUGUAUGGGACAGAAAAUGGAUAAAGACACCCCAUGUUUUUCCAAAAAAACUCUAGAACUUAUAAGGGAGUUUGGUCAAGAUAAUUCGUCCCUGAAUGGUCAUAAGGCUGUUCAUAAUAAUGCUUCUCAGACAAUCCCCUGGUUUCAGAUUUAUAAGAAAACGGAUUGUAAUUCGGAAUCCUGUGUCUUAAAUAAACCUUCUUUCCGGAAAUUUGCUGAAAGUAAAGGCUUUGGUUCAAGAUUCUUAGAUAGGGAACUUGAUAUCAAUUUCAAGGCGUAUGGCCCAAGAGAUAGUACUGCUUGGUUGAGCAAUCGCAAUAUUGAUGAGACACUUCAACGGUGGGCCCACAAGUUUGAUGAUUUUUAUCCUUGCCCCUUUACUAUGGCGGAUUUCGAAGAAAGGAAAGAGCGCUUUGCAACUAUUGAUAUGAUAGGGGUGCUAGAAGGAGAUGAACCUGUUGAUUUGGGGCCAGAGAUUGGCAUAAAGAAGCGCCCUCAUAAAACUUUUGGAUGUUGUCUAAAUACGGAUACAUCUCGAGGACCAGGAAUACAUUGGACCUGUAUUUUUGUUGAUUGCAGGGGGGGCAAUGAAUGGAGUAUAGAGUGGUUCAAUAGCGCAGGACACCCUCCUGCAGUUCCUGUAAUCGUAUGGCUAGAGAAAACUCGUUUCAAGCUUCAGCAUCAUAGAAAAGAUAUUAAGGUUAAGAUAAUUAUAGUAUCUCAGAUUAAACAUCAAAAGUCUCAGACAGAAUGUGGC